Messenger RNA from Aspergillus nidulans FGSC A4, 774 nucleotides. RefSeq lists its product as uncharacterized. The transcript has 5 exons. Lineage: Eukaryota; Fungi; Ascomycota; Eurotiomycetes; Eurotiales; Aspergillaceae. The record is from RefSeq and is a predicted model, not a curated record. Bases 1 to 774 code for a protein of 257 amino acids.
AUGAGCCGGUCCUUGCAAUCCAACAGGAACGACGAUUGGGAUUGCUAUCAGAUGGCAUCGGUGGGUGAACGUUUAGAGGCUCUUGGACGGGAAGCCAGUAGUGUUCGUGUCCACGGCUACUCCGCAAGACAUAUGCCGCCUAUUGUCGGAGGGACCUCGGCCCGCACCAUUUAUCGAGGCCCAGAACAACCACCCUCUAUCCUUCUAUCUCUCGGGCCAUUCCAAGUAGUCGCAAUACCGCCUUGUUGCACCUUCCUUCUUCAGUCUCAGCCUUCCAGCCUUCCAGACUGCGAGGCUAGAGACAGGACAAAAGUAGCCGAGUACAAAGUAGCCAAUGGCACACUCAGUCUCAGUCUCAAUCUCAAUCUCAGUCCGUCUCGAUCAGUCUCAGUCCGUCUCGAUCAGUCUCACAGUGUAUUUGGUCUGGCGGUUCUUUACGAAGACUCUGAGGUCAAUCGGUACUGGUACCAGAAUCUCAGGGUCGGUCGAGAUGUUGAGGCCGCUCUGGGUUUCAGUAUCGACAAGGCUUCGCAAAUCGCAACAACAGAAUGGGAACAACAGAAUGGACUUACGCGGCAUUCAGCAUAUAUACUCUGGCUCGCAUUACCUUCACUCAGAACAGAAGCAAUUCACGAGCUGCCCAAUCACAUUUGCAGGAAAUCAAAUCAGCAUACCAAGAUCAGUGGGGACGUACCGAUGGCUAACGGAUUUUUAUCGGUAGGGAUGAAGGCUGAUGUCUGGCCGGAGAAGAGUUCCUUGACGAAUCGCCAAUAG